Molecule: messenger RNA, 1062 nt
Organism: Trichophyton benhamiae CBS 112371
Lineage: Eukaryota; Fungi; Ascomycota; Eurotiomycetes; Onygenales; Arthrodermataceae
Product: FAD dependent oxidoreductase superfamily protein
Exons: 3
Coding region: 1-1062 (353 amino acids)
Molecular function (GO): D-amino-acid oxidase activity; FAD binding
Source: RefSeq, a predicted model, not a curated record
AUGCAGGCUCGUGGGCAGGAAACCAUAGUGGUAAUCGGAGCUGGUGUCCUUGGCCUUUCGUCGGCCUUGGAAUUGAUCGAGAAGCCCGAAACAUCCAAAUACCAGAUAGUGCUUGUGGCAGAUCACUUCUCAACAGAUCCCCCAAAUCCCGUAUACGCAACCACAAAUGCUGGUGCACAUUUUCGUCCUAUUCCUGCCACAGAUACCCAGACACAGGUGGAGAGUGAUCAUGCUGUGAGAACAUACUCACGGUUCAAGAAACUUGCUGAAGAGGAACCAGCAUUAGGCAUCAAAUUCCUGGAAGGAAUUGAGUAUGUAUCUGGACCAGCCGCUGAGAAAUAUAAGGCAAUGAAGCCGAAUUACGUGAAGCAAGAAGGGUUCCGGCUAUUAGAAGGCCCCGAAAAGCCGGCAGGUGUUGAUUUUGCCGCGAGAUAUGAGUCCUUUAUAGUCGAACCCGACACUUACUGCUUCCAUCUUUUACGGCGCUUCAGACUAAAAGGAGGUAAAAUCUUACGGCUGAGGCUGCAGUCCGUGGAAGAGGCUUUCUGUCUGGAUGGUUACAAGGUCUCGCUCGUGGUGAACUGUAGUGGAAUGGGGUUUGGGGAUCCAAAGACCUUCAUUAUUAGAGGCCAGACAUGCCUUAUUGCAGAGACUGCUACAAAAACGGUGACACAGCAAAACGCGGAUGGAACAUGGACGUUUCUGGUUCCUCGACCUCUAAAUGGUGGGACCGUCGUCGGUGGUACAAAGGAGGUAGGUGACUGGAACCCUACAGCUUCUAUAGCGGUCAGAGAGGAACUUCUACGCAAUGCUGCAAAGAUGUAUCCUGGCAUUGUCAACUCCAAGGGAGGCUUUGAUGUCAUCAAAGACAUUGUUGGCCGGCGUCCUGCACGAGAAGGAGGAAUGCGCUUGGAAGUCGAAACCCUCCCCGAUAACAGACCGGUCGUCCAUGCUUAUGGAAUCGGCGGCAGAGGUUUCGAGACCAGCUGGGGUAUAGCUGAGGAUGUUCAACGCAUGGUGACGGAGACUCUUCGAAAACGGCUGUUAGCCAGCCGUCUCUGA